AUGAGUCAUCGUAGUUACUUGUUUGGUUAUUGUUGCGAUGCUAACCAACUUUCUGAAAAACAAUCUUCUCAUGAUCCAUCUUCUUCUAAUUUACCCCUUUUAAACAUUAGCUCUUCUUUGCGCAUUCGACACGAUAUUUGGUAUUCAAAUAAUUUAGAACAAGAACCACAACUUUACCGUACAGGAGUAAGAGAGGAAACAAUAUUGAAACAUGUCUUUCUCACCUCUUCAGUUAUCUUGUCCUACGACAAUUUUCACUUUGCAAUUUCACAACUAUUUGGGAAUUGGAAAUUAGAGUUUCAAGAUAUGCGUGACUCUCUAGUGGGAAAUAUAAUGAGUCAGGUGCGUAAUAUUGCUGAGUCUAACAAGGGUCAUCGCGGAGUGUUGGAGUUAUCUGUGGAUGUAAAAUUGAUAUCCCGUGAUGUUAUUGAGGAAAGGAUUUCGUUUCCGGGAGAAGAUUUAUCAUCAGAAUAUGGUAUGGUGCCAGCUAGUGAGUCAUCUAUGCAAUCGUUAUUAAAGAAGAUGGAGAUUGAUGAAGAAAAUACCAAAGGCGACGAAUGUAUGGUGUGUCUAGAAGAGCUUGUGAAGAAGGAAGGAGAUCAUGAUGAUAUAGUUAGCAUGCCUUGUUCUCAUAUGUUUCAUGGAGAGUGUAUCACCAAGUGGUUAGAGACGAGCCAUUAUUGCCCUAUUUGUCGCUUUGAGAUGCCCAUGGAGGAAGACAAUAAAUUUUAUUACUCUCUAGUCGAGUUGAUCUCCAUUAACAGAGGAAUGAAGUUAAUCAAUGGUGUUAGUUUUAUCAUGCUGUUUGAGGGUUUGUGUUGUGAAUUCUCUGUUUCUGUCAAUUUUGAUUUCCUGACUGAGGAAUUGUGUAGUGAAUUCUCUGUUUCUAUCAACUUUUUGAUUUCGUGUUUGGGGAUUAGCUUUUCUGGUUGUUUUCGUGUUGAAUUUCCUCACAAAUACUCGAACACCAUGGUUGAUACCCAAACUGAUCUUCAAACUGAUUCCGCUUCUAGUUCGACUACAGUUCGAUUGGACUUUGCUAGUCCUUUUUACCUACAUCCCUCAAAGAGUGCAGAUAUGGCCAGACCCAAAGUUACAAGAAGCAACAAGCCAACUCAAAGAAAGAAAAAAGGGAUAACAAUCAACGAUGAUGCAGCUGCAUCCAAAAGCAAUGUUGCGAAACCUUUCAGUGCGAGCAAAAGAGGCAAAGGCAAGGACAAAAUAGUUGAGCUAUCAGAUGCAAGUUCUGAUAGCAUGGGUUUUUACACCAAUGACCCAACAACAUAUGAUAGUGAGAGUAUGAGUUCAGAUGAAGACGAACUGAUAGAGGCAUAG
Solanum verrucosum is the source of this 1335-nucleotide messenger RNA. RefSeq lists its product as uncharacterized. The record is from RefSeq and is a predicted model, not a curated record. The transcript has 4 exons. Gene Ontology annotation, molecular function: ubiquitin protein ligase activity; zinc ion binding. Bases 1 to 1335 code for a protein of 444 amino acids. Gene Ontology annotation, cellular component: cytoplasm. Gene Ontology annotation, biological process: protein ubiquitination. Lineage: Eukaryota; Viridiplantae; Streptophyta; Magnoliopsida; Solanales; Solanaceae.